Molecule: messenger RNA, 2705 nt
Organism: Perca flavescens (yellow perch)
Lineage: Eukaryota; Metazoa; Chordata; Actinopteri; Perciformes; Percidae
Product: syncytin-B-like
Exons: 2
Coding region: 972-1937 (321 amino acids)
Source: RefSeq, a predicted model, not a curated record
GCUUGUCAGACUGUUAAACUGUCUCCUUCUUUUGCAAAAGAAUAAAGAAAAUAACUUAGAGAACUCCAGCGUGUCAGACAAACUUAUUUUCCAGCUUCAUCACCGAACACCAGAGAGAUUUUCCACAACAAUUUUUGGCGACGAGGAUGGGAUCGGGUGCGAGUCCGUCGGAGAUACGGAGGGUUGUCAGAGGCUGAUCACCGGAGUCAAGACUGACUCUUCCUCUACCUCGUCAAACAAGAUUCAGAGAAGAGAGGAUUGACGCCUGACGAUCACCGAUCGACUCCACACCGAUCCAGAUGAAUGGAAAUAAUCUCCUAAAUUUGACAAAAGGUAGUAGCUGCCCUGCCUCAGCCAGCCCAGAUACCUCUUCAUAAGAUCGAGCCAGGCGACUACGUGUUGGUAAAGAACUUCAAGAGGAAAAACUGGAGAUCCGAACGGUGGCAGGGGCCCUUACAGGUGCUUUUGACGACACACACGGCAGUGAAGGUUGGUGAAAGAGCUACAUGGAUACAUGCCAGCCACUGUAAGAAAGUGCCCGCACCUAAAGAAGCAAACAGCGGACAUCAGCAGCAGAGUGUACCAGAAGCCCAUCCUUGACUCUAUGAUGCCUAGAAAUAGACCCUGGCAUCCAUUUAGACAACCAGGCAUGUGUGGCCUACGUGGUACAACAUUGUUUCUAUUUACCCUCACGAUCAUCAUAGUAGUACCCAUACAGUGGUUUUUGGGUCACAGGCAAAUCCCAGAGGAAGCCGCGCACAACUCUACUACCAAUCCCACACCAGUAUUGGUAUAAACGGAAAGGCAGACUGACAGAAGUCUUACGUGAGUGUAUCAUAGUACAUUGCCAUCAUAGUUAUCCCUUUACCGAUUGUGAGCGCGGUAACUCUACACCCUUGUCCAUCCAUAUCCUCAAGACUAAAACCGAGCGAUUUGAGAUAUGCUUCUGUAACAAUGGUCGGGGACAGAAUAUGAGUAUGACAUUAUGUGAAAAGUAUUAUACUGAUCAUAUUUCUGUUCGUAUACCAGGUAUCGACCUUAUAGUCUCCGAUGAGUCCUUUGAAAUUUCUCAUCUCAUUUCAUCAUCCUUUAAACAACUGUGGCGUUGCGGCUCUAGUCUGUACAUGUUUUUGACACGGAGUUGGUGGGGAUGUUGUACUCUGUUGAACCAUUCUAUAGCUAAUGUUAAAGUACUAGCCACUAAACCAUCCCCUGACCACAAUCACCGUGUAAAGCGUGAAAUGGCACAGUUUCAUGACUUGGAGUCCUAUCACUGGCGUAUCUCUCUAGGGGAAAAAUGGGGCAUAGGGCUUUUACCAUGGUAUGGAGUGGCUUUUCUAGCAGAUCACAUAGAUAACAUUACCUAUUCCAUGUCCCAAUUCGCAAACGAGACGAUUAAGGGCUUUAAAUUAUUGUCUUCAACUCAGAAGUCUCAUCGCAUGACUCUCUUAAAGCAUGAGAUGGCACUCGACUAUCUGUUAGCAAGGACUGGAGGGUUGUGUGUUACUCUAAAUCUUACUGGGGAUGCUUGUGUCACUUUAAUCCCUGACAUUUCUGACAACAUUACUUCCGUCAUCCAUGCCCUCGAAACAAUACGUGAUGCAUUUGGCCCCUCAGAUUCAGCAGGUUUUUCAUUUAACAAAUGGCUGACAGACAAACUAGGCCCAUGGGGAGCAAUGCUGGUCCAAUUGUUGAUCCCAGUUUUGAUUACAUUUGGAAUUGUGUUGUGUUUUUGCACCUGCCUAACUUGCAUGAAGGAAUUGAUGUAUAGAUGGAUAGGAGACACAGUCUCUGGUCAAGUUGGACGAUACCUCCAUUUAGAACAUAAGCCCUUAUUGAAAAACACUCCUGACCUUUUCCCGAAAUCGGACUGGAUUCCUUCACCACCUUCUUCCACUAGCAGUGACUCCGAAGAAGACAAUGAUACUGGAGCAUAAGGACUGAAUCACUUUCCUCUUAGUCUACUCUACUCCUUAAGAUGUUUAUGUCCACACAGAAACAAACAGAAGUUGCCUUCACACACUCACAUUAAUGAUGACUAAAAUUGAAUCUUUGUGAAUUUUUUGGCUUGAUGUUUGCAAACUGUGAAGUGUUUUGUAAUGAUGAUUAAUGAAUAACCAAAAGGGGGGAAGUGUAGUGGAAAGUUUUUAUCUGUCAUACUGAUGUGUGAUAUUUCUUUCAUAUUUUAUCCAUUACUCCAUGUUUUUCUAUAUUCUCAUCAUUUUAUAUACAUUAACUUUAUACUAUACAAUAUUUACUCUGUUUUCUAUAUAAUAUCAUAUAUCAGUUAUAAGGAUUUAGUAUAGUACUCUAUUAUUCUAAAAAAAGUGAUCAUAGCUUCUCCUGUAUCUGUCAUGCAAGCCUAUGUAGCCCCCUCUGUCUCCCUCAUGCACACUCUACAUGAAGCAGAGGGCUGAGUAUGUUGCAACUCGAGGCCACAGAAGGGCUCAGGGCUCAGCUCUAUACGAGUAGGCUUUCCACAAACUCGAGUAAACCUUACUCCAAAAGCUCAAGACUCAGCAGUAAAAGAAGCAGUGUCAGCAGAAAAACAGUCCCUCCCAUCUCAUGCUCAGCUAUAAGAACCCUGAAGUUUCUUUGUUCACGGACACACUUUCUCAGAUUGCCUGUCGGUCUGUUAAACUGUUGUGGUGGAAGUUUUCCUUGAAGCAGCAGAGUUAGUGAUAUUCAUGAUAAAAUCAAAACGA